CAUACAAAAGCUUUGAGAGGCAAAACCCACAUCCAGAAAGACCUUCACCUACCCAUCCUUUCUAUAUCAUAAUUCAUACACACCGUAUCCAUUCUUCGGAGAGAAAUUUCAGAACCAAGCUCUCCCACCUCAUUGUCACACAUGGGUAACACCCUCUUGGAAGCUCUGAAUGUCCGAGUGGUUGGGAACGGCGAGCGGGUGCUUGUUCUCGCCCAUGGCUUCGGCACCGAUCAAUCUGCGUGGCAACGCAUUCUCCCUUAUUUCUUGCCCCAUUUCCGUAUCAUUCUCUAUGACCUUGUCUGUGCCGGCAGCGUCAAUCCUGACUAUUUUGACUUCAGGCGCUACACCACUCUCGAUGCCUUCGUCGACGACCUUCUCAACAUCCUUGAUGCUCUCGGCGUUGAUCGUUGCGCUUAUGUCGGCCACUCCGUCUCCGCCAUGAUUGGGAUUCUGGCUUCCAUUCGCCGCCCGGAGCUCUUCACUAAACUCGUACUCAUCGGUGCUUCUCCCAGAUUCCUAAACGACCACGACUACCACGGGGGAUUCGAGGAAGGUGAAAUCGAGAAAGUAUUCUCGGCAAUGGAGGCCAACUACGACGCCUGGGUCCACGGCUUCGCGCCACUAUCUGUGGGCGCCGACGUUCCAGCCGCCGUCCGCGAAUUCAGCCGGACUUUGUUCAACAUGAGGCCCGAUAUAACGCUGUUCGUAUCGCGAACCAUCUUUAACAGCGACUUGAGGGGCGUACUGGGCUUGGUCAAGGUGCCCUGCUGCAUAAUUCAAACCGCCAAGGACGUAUCGGUGCCGACUUCGGUGGCGCUUUACCUCAAAAACCAUCUUGGAGGGCGGAACACGGUGGAGAUGUUGAACGUGGAGGGCCACCUCCCCCAUCUAAGCGCGCCGAUGUUACUGGCUCCGGUCCUCCGUCGUGCCCUCUCACGGUGACGGAAGUCAAUGCUACGUGUAUCUGCCCAUAGCGAUAGGUGGGCUGGGACCCAGAAAUGUAACAGAUAGAAUAAGAGUGUAGCGAUGUUGACACCUGGCAAAUAAAUUGUGGACACCGGUUCUUGGGAUUCUGGGGCUAUAUAGUCUUCAGACUUCAAGAUAAGAAGAAUCCGCAUGUGAUCAUCACGUGACGACGUUUCCGUUUU
Messenger RNA from Vitis riparia (riverbank grape), 1148 nucleotides. RefSeq names its product probable strigolactone esterase DAD2. Bases 142 to 942 code for a protein of 266 amino acids. Lineage: Eukaryota; Viridiplantae; Streptophyta; Magnoliopsida; Vitales; Vitaceae. The transcript is spliced from 2 exons. The record is from RefSeq and is a predicted model, not a curated record.